GUUGGUCACUGGUCGACUUCAGUUCACAGCCCCCUGGGGAAUACAACCUCAGGUGUCAAAGAGCCUUUGCAGCAGUCAGCAACCCUGUUGGGUUCCUCGUCACAGCAGCCAAACCUCACGCCAGCCCAGACGGGAGGACAACAUGGACAAUGCCAAUCCACUUAUACCCUGCCAGCUCAUACGUCCAGGUCACAGGUAGCUAUGGAUUAUGCUGCACCUGCUCACCACACCUCUCUGCCUUCGCUUCUUCCUGUUUAGGAUCCUGCUCUGCAUCUACGGUCUGUGCCACAGUCUGCUCUACAUCAGGCUCCGCUUGCCCAGCCCGACAUGCUUCGGCCUCCUCUCUAGCCUCCUAAUAUUCCCCCUCAGCAUCCUCAGCAUCCUCUUCCGCCACUGCUACAGUACCAAUCUUACCCUGCUUAUCCUUCUUAUCCAGCUGGGUUGUAUUACCCGCCAUAUGCGCCACAUCCAACAGGGCAACCACUGCUGACGCAGCCAGCUACACCUUAUGCACAAGCCAUCCCACCAGCAGGCCCUACAAUCCCAGACAUUCUGGAAAUGGCCAUCGCUUCUUCAUAUGGCAUUCCGAAGCCUAAACUGACCCCAUUCAGUACUGGUAAGGAGAGUGACUUCAUAAUGCUGAAGAAAGGAUUGGACAGUGUGCUCGGCCCACACAAGCAUCUAUCAGAGGAUUAUAAGUACCAGGUGCUACUAGACCUCCUCAAACUACCAAACGCUUACCAGGUUGCAAAGAGGUAUGUGAACGAUCCAACUCCAUACACUAGAGCCAUGCAAGCCCUAGAACAGCGAUAUGGCCAGCCAGGCCAGCUUGUUCAAGGAGAGCUGAAGGCCAUUCUCAACUCUCCUCCUAUCAAGCCAGGUGAUGCACAAGCCUUUGAGGAUUUCUCAUCAGCUGUUAGUACCUUUGUGGGGCUGUUAGGCACUAUGGAGGGUCCCUCCAGUGCCGAGCUGAAAUGUGGAUCUCAUGUAGACACUCUGCUUAGUAAGCUGCCUGUCAGCUACAGAGACCGCUUUGCUGAGUACUGCAUAUCUCAGGGGAUCAUCCGCAGUGGCACGGAUAGUACAUACACACUCCCUGACUUUGCUGUGUGGUUGGAGAGAAAGGCACAAGCUUUACAGGUAUCAAGGAGGGUUACAGAAGCAACCAGGAUGGAACAUGUACACAUAGAGCGUAAGGACAAGGUAACAAGGCCCCAGAAGUCUAAGACCGCUAACGUCUACAUCACCAACCGAUCAGAGACUCCUGAGCCCUCUCAUAGCCAUGACACAUCCAGAGCCAAUUCGACGCAAGGUCUGUCCCCCUCUAAGAAGCUAGAGCGUUUUAAGCCACACUGCCCCUACUGUUCCAAUCAGGAACACUACCUCAGUGCCUGUUCUGAAUUCGCUAAGCUCAACACAGCUGAGAAAGCUAACUGGAUAAAGGAGAAGGACAAAUGCUGGAGAUGUGGACACGGACACAAACCGGAGACAUGUACCUUAAAGAAACCAUGCUCCACCUGCAAUGAGCAACAUCUUAUUGUCCUACAUGAGGUUGCACUCAAAGCCAAUCAGAGUGUCCUCACAGUUAGUACUACCUCCAGUAUGGUAUAUGUGGGCCAGGCUAGCCAUCCUAGUCGUGUCCUGCUGAAAGUAGUUCCUGUUCAGCUUCACAACAGAGGUAAGACCCUAAAUACACACGCCGUACUGGAUGACAGCUCAGAACGAACCAUUAUUCUUCCGGCAGCCGCCAAACAUCUUGGUCUCUCCAAGAAGGAAGAAGUUUUGCCUCUUAGAACCAUUCGACAGGAUGUUGUGAAGCUUAAAGGUGCUUCUGUCUCAUUCGAGGUGUCGUUCCAGGCCAACACACAGGUGAGAUAUCACAUCCACCAUGCCUUUACUGCAGAUGAGCUGAGUCUCGCUGCUCAGUCAUGUCCAGCGGAGUCCCUCAAGAAGAGGUAUGACCAUCUGAGUGGAGUACCAAUACAUGGAUUCAAUAGUGUACAGCCCAUGCUCCUAAUUGGUUCUGACUAUCCCCAUCUAAUCACUCCAGUAUGCCCUGUGCAGAUGGGACCCCCAGGUGGCCCGGUGGCCAUAUCCACAUUGUUAGGCUGGGCUAUUCAGGGACCUACUAACUUCCUACAGAACCCCACCAGAGAAGCCUCCUGCUUGCACACAGCAUUCCUGUCUCCUGCUCAAGACCUGCAUCAGCACGUUGAAAGGCUUUGGCAAAUCGACACGCUUCCAUAUAGAUCCGGAAGGGAAGCUGCACGUUCCAAGCAAGACCAGGCAGCUAUCAACACGCUGGAGAAGCAAACCAUUCGGGUCACAGUAGAUGGAGUCGCCCGCUACGCUACACCCCUUCUACGCAAAGAAGCAGCACCCAGGUUACACGCUCCCCCAGCUGCAGUGAUGCCACUUCUAAGAGCUACUGAGCGGCGCUUGGCACGCAGCCCAGAUCUAGCCAGGGUCUACAAGGAGGAGAUACACAAGCUGGUCAAGGCUGGGUACGUUGUGAAGAUCAGUAGUGACGAGGCAAGUCAAUCUUAUGAAUCAUGGUACAUCCCUCACCACAUUGUUCACCACAACGGUAAGGCCAGAGUAGUAUUUAACUGCUCGUUCAAAUACCAGCAACUUGCCAUCAAUGACAUCCUGCUUCCUGGGCCUAACCUUGGUCCACUAUUACUGGGUGUACUCCUCAGGUUUAGGGAGUAUCAAGUCGCCAUAAGCGGGGACAUCCGCGGGAUGUUGCAUCAAAUCAGGCUCCUUCCUGAAGAUCAACCACUUCUCCGCAUCCUCUGGCGGGAUAUGGAGAGCGACCGUAGCCCUGAUAUCUACGAAUGGCGAGUUCUACCCUUCGGCACUGCCUGCAGUCCAUGCUGCGCUAUAUACGCACUGCAACGGCACGCCAAGGACAAUAGUUCUGACAACCAAGAGGUACUGGACUCCGUUGUCAACGCUUUUUAUGUAGAUAACUGCCUACAGUCUCUUCGUUCUCCAUCACAGGCAAAACAGCUUAUUGACAAGAUGAGAGCCCUGCUUGCUGAUGGUGGAUUUGAUAUGAGACAGUGGGCAAGCAACCUACCAGAUGUCAUUGCUCAUCUCCCACCAGAGGCAAGGUCAGAGGGCUGUGAGCUGUGGUUGACUGCAGACGGAGCAGACCCCCAGGAGUCAACGCUAGGUCUCCGGUGGCACUGCCCAUCUGACACCCUCGGCUACAAGCAUCGUCAAGCAGUAGCCACGGAGCCUACGCUGAGGAACAAAUACAGAGUAUUGGCAUCUCAAUAUGACCCUCUUGGAUAUAUUAUCCCCUACACUACGCAAGCCAAGGUUUUUAUCCAGGCUCUUUGGAGGAACGAGCAAGGCUGGGACGAGCCUAUCACUGGUGAACUCCUCUCUGUAUGGCAAUGUAUGUAUGUAUGGGAGAACGAGUUAUCUCAUCUCCAUCACAUUGACAUGCCUCGGUGCUAUAUGCCAAUGAGCAUCGAUCCUGAUAGCUCUCCUGUGGACUUGCAUGUUUUCUGCGACGCUUCGGAGAAGGCGUACGGAUCUGUCGCCUAA
Etheostoma cragini (Arkansas darter) is the source of this 3558-nucleotide messenger RNA. RefSeq lists its product as uncharacterized. The record is from RefSeq and is a predicted model, not a curated record. Lineage: Eukaryota; Metazoa; Chordata; Actinopteri; Perciformes; Percidae. The transcript has 2 exons. The coding region runs from base 559 to 3558 and encodes 999 amino acids.